GCCGGCGGCGGGAGGCGACGCGCAGCCGGCGCCCGUGCGCAGAGGGGCCGCUCUGUGGCGCCGCGGACGCUCGGUCGGGGAGCCGCGAGGCAGCCGCGUCCUGCCCUCGGAACAAUGGGAGUCGGCGCGCGCGGCGCCUGGGCCGCGCUGAUCCUGGGCGCGCUGCUGGUGCUGGCGCUGCUGAAGGCCGCCGUGGACAGCUCGGGCCCGGAAGGAUCUCUAAACACACAGAAUUUGGUGCCUUCAGGAAACCACAGUGCUAACCCAACAGAGAAUGUCACCGCUGUGACCUCCAACCACACGAGCCAGCCCACCAGCACCGUGAGACAGCCGACGACCCCACAGUCUUCCGCGUCCAAGCCUGAGACAGUCACGGCCUUGACGUCCACGGCAACACCUCGAAUUACAACACCCGCAGCCUCCGCCAACAGGACUAACAGCAGCUCAGUUUCACAGAACACAACCCAGACAACGCCGGCCACGGUGACCAGCACCGCCCACAACAGCUCAGCCACGUCCACUUCUUCAUCCGUAACGAUCACACCAACUAUUAAUUCUAAAGGAAAUCCAGGAUCAAAAUUUGAUAUUGGCAGCUUUCUCGGUGGUAUUGUGUUAACACUGGGAGUUCUGUCGAUUCUUUACAUCGGAUGCAGAACGUACUAUUCGAGAAGAGGCAUUCGGUAUAGAACCAUUGAUGAACAUGAUGCCAUCAUUUAAGGAAAUCCAAGGACCCAUGGAAAGAAGAUUGAUAACAACCCUAUCAAUUAAUUUUAGUUAUUCUUGAAUACACAGGCCAUGUACUAUAGAAACAUGUAGAUUCCUGUUACUAAAGGUAAAAAGGGUUUGGUUUGGGUUUUUUAAAUGAGUAUUUGAAGCAUAUAGUUAAUGUUAAGACAAGUCCACCCCUUCUGUGUGGCGCUGGUCACAUGGGAGAGUAACUGGAAGACCUCAUCCCUGAAGGGCGCCGUGCCCUCUGCACCCACAGAUGCGGGCCUUGGGCUUGUCGUACAGCUUAGUACCGGGUUUAGAAACAAGAUGCACUGCCCUCAGCCCCCGCUCAGAACUGUAUAGGGCUCGGCCCUGCAAGAGAGCCUGUGUUCUCGUUACAGCCUCUUUUGAGCUUUCAAUGGCAAUGCAGCUAAAAGUAUUUUUGCCUCUGUGUAAUUUCAGUAACCUGCAAUGUUGAACAAAGUUUUAAAGAUGAAGUUAGGUUUUUUGCUACUGCAAGACUACUGGAAAUUGCUUUAUUUCAUAUGCAACAGUUAAUUUUAUGUUUAGGGAAUAUUUGUAAGAGGUGUAGAGCUUCUUUCAGUAGCUAGGAUCCUGUACGACGCAGAGUCAGCCUCCCUACCUUACGCCCCCUCUGCAAUUUCCAGACAACCUGCAGGGCUCGGUCCCUCAGCCCAGGGAGGACGGCCUCCACCUGCAGGGGGACAAUGCUGCAUUUUUAUACUAAAGAAAUCUUUGUAUUGGGAUUAAUUCUCAAGUUUUUAAAACAAACUUUUAGGACUCUUCAGGCCCCUUGUCUCCCGUGGAGGGGACUCGGCUGUUUUACGGUAACAGCACAGUGUUCGAGGGACACCCAUGUCCGUCAACGUUGGUCUGAGGGUUCGGCUUAUAGUUUAUAUCACAGCAGCCAAAACUCAGGGUCAAGUUUGGCAAAAAAAAAAAAAAGUAUUUAGUCCUACUAAAUGACCAGCCAAUAUAGAAACACUGUAUUAGAUGUCCUAAUGACACCGCUACAUCGAAUAGGAUUUAAAUGUAACUUGUGAUCAGCUUUUUGUUUUCAGAGAAUGCCAAGAAUUUUUAUAUAAAAGCAUCAUUUCUACUCACUGUGCACUAGGGCCCACUGAGGUGAGGCACACGGUGGGCCCCCAGUUUGCAGAGAGGUGGGCUGCUUAGUAACCUACAACACACCUGCCUGGUCUCGAACUGCUUUUAUGUCUUUGCAAAAUAUACUUACAAGUAUAUGCUUCUAUCUUAUGGUCGGGGCCUUUAAACCGAACUUAUUCCAUCUCUUACUGGCUUGAUGCCCGUCAGAACCUUGGAGCCAGGCCUGUUUCUGCAGCACGUGGAAGAAAUGCCAUUAAACCCCUUUCUAGCUGCCUGUGCUUUGGGUCUAAAAACUGCCUUCUCUGUCUGGAAGCGGGGGCACGAACCACUGCUCCCCCAGGGCGCACAUUUCCUAAGCCUGUAAUUCAUGUCCUAAUUAUGUUUACUUCAGCAGAUACUCACUUCUGUUUGCGUUCCUUGAGAAUGUAAUUUACUUGAAGAUCUCUCAGAAUCCAAUCAAGGACUUUAGAUAAUCCAAAACAUGAGUAUUUCCCAUACAGAUAAAUGAGAAUGGGCAAUUUAUUAGUAAGAAUUUUGUAUUUUUCAGGAGAAACAAAGCAAAUUCCUUUUCUCUUUUUAUUAUAAUGACCAGCUUUUGGUAUUUCAUUGUUACUGAGAUCUAUUUUUAGAAUAAAAUUUUGUUCUCCAUCUAA
Messenger RNA from Neomonachus schauinslandi (Hawaiian monk seal), 2486 nucleotides. RefSeq names its product transmembrane protein 123 (gene TMEM123). The record is from RefSeq and is a predicted model, not a curated record. Lineage: Eukaryota; Metazoa; Chordata; Mammalia; Carnivora; Phocidae. Bases 115 to 717 code for a protein of 200 amino acids. The transcript is spliced from 5 exons. Gene Ontology annotation, cellular component: cytoplasmic vesicle.